AUGUCAUCCUACCGCAAUCCGAUCCUGCCAGGGUUCAACCCAGAUCCAACAAUUCUUUUCCACGAUGGUUCGUACUUCAUCAUCACCUCCAGCUUUGAGUAUUUUCCCGGUCUUCCGGUGUAUGAAUCGACAGACCUAGUUUCCUGGCGCCUCAUAGGUCAUGUCUUGACAAGACCCUCACAGCUCCACUUACGGGCAUGUGAGCCCAGUGGAGGAAUCUUCGCCCCGACCUUGCGUUACAACCAGAAUGAUGGCUUGUUCUACGUCACUGUAUGUGCACUACAUCGCAUGAGAGCCGCGGUCCAAGGCGAUUCCCAACCCUCGCCCAGAGGCUUCUAUGUGACCACCAAGGAUCUGCGAGGUGGCCAGUGGUCAGACCCGGUCUACUACGACCAACUAGGUAUCGAUCAAGAUUUAUGCUUUGGUUCAGACGGCAAGACAUACCUCUCCGUCGCCCGUUCAUAUCCUAGCGAUUCCGCGCGCUUCAACUUGGGCGUCUUCACGACCGAGAUUGACUUGAUCACAGGACGAUCUCUUCGUCCGGCCGAAUUCGUCCGCCAGUCCUCCACAGAGGUACCGAUCGCCGAGGGCCCGCAUCUUAUUGAGAAGGACGAUUACUGGUACCUCUUUGUUGCAGAAGGUGGUACGGAAAUGAUGCACCAGGAAUGGGUGUAUCGUAGCCAAAGCGGUCCUUAUGGUCCUUGGGAGGUGGGGCCGGCGAAGGACGCUUCAGGACAGGGCAUCAAUCCACUCGUGUUCAAUGACACGCAUCGCGAAAUUCGCCAAACGGGACACAUGGAUAUUACCCGCGGGGGCGAUGGGAGGUGGUGGGCCGUUUUCCUAGGUGUCAGGCCUCAGUGGGAAACCUACGGAGACUGUGUUGAGUCCCAACUGGGCAGGGAGACCUUCCUGGCUCCGCUCGAGUGGAAUGAGGAAGGCUGGCCUGUGGUGAACUCGGGCCAGCCCAUAUCGAUCAAGGGACUGUCAUCCGCACAGCUGCCCCUUGCCCCGCCGGACUAUGCCAAACGAUUUCAAUUCAGUCCGGAGACUGACAUCUUUCUCGAUGGAUGGUAUCAAAUGCGGACCCCCCAGUGCAAAUUCUACUCUCUCACUGAUCGUCCCGGCAGCAUCGCUAUUCACGGCAAUGGUUACACCCUGGAGAACGAUGAGUCUCCGGCCAUUCUCCUGACAAAGCAAUUAUCUUUCAAGGCGGUCUUCGAGCUUGAUCUCGAUUUCGCGCCGGAAAACGCUGGUGAAGAGGCGGGAGUAGCUAUCUGGUAUAGCAAGUGGAACUCUGGCCGGAUCGGUGUCGUGGGUGUUAAAUCCACCAACGGACAGAUGGGCAGGGAGCUGCGCAUCCAGCUUCCGGACGUCAAGGAAGUGGCACCGAAAAUCAUCAAAACUCCAUUAUUAUCUACAAAAGAUCCCAUUCAUCUCCGCAUCGUAGCCGAGCCCACUCGGUAUCACUUCGAAGUCGCGGAGAGUGGCAGUACCUUGAAAAGGGUUGCCACGAUGUUCUCCAAGGGGCUGACAAAGACCGUUCCCAUCCCUUGGCUCUUCGUGGGAACCCAUUUUGCGAUAUACUGUCAGGGACAAGGAGAUCAAAGAUGCUUUGCUCCGGCUUUCUUUUCGAACAUAGAGAUGAGGGGAAGCCACGAUUAG
Messenger RNA from Kockovaella imperatae, 1662 nucleotides. Its product is annotated as glycosyl hydrolase. Gene Ontology annotation, molecular function: hydrolase activity, hydrolyzing O-glycosyl compounds. Gene Ontology annotation, biological process: carbohydrate metabolic process. The transcript has 6 exons. Bases 1 to 1662 code for a protein of 553 amino acids. The record is from RefSeq and is a predicted model, not a curated record. NCBI's taxonomy places the organism in Eukaryota, Fungi, Basidiomycota, Tremellomycetes, Tremellales, Cuniculitremaceae.